Messenger RNA from Aplosporella prunicola CBS 121167, 1600 nucleotides. RefSeq names its product lytic polysaccharide monooxygenase. Bases 352 to 1506 code for a protein of 384 amino acids. The record is from RefSeq and is a predicted model, not a curated record. NCBI's taxonomy places the organism in Eukaryota, Fungi, Ascomycota, Dothideomycetes, Botryosphaeriales, Aplosporellaceae. The transcript has 2 exons.
ACUUUCCCUCGACAUCGCCCUCGUCGACUCUUAUUUCCUCACCGGUUAAGGCCAGCCCUUUGCCGUCUUUCUUGUUUAUCCUCUCUUACCUCUUGUUGUUCUUGCCUGCGGCGGAACGUACUGUCCUUAAGGAAAUCUUCCUGUGAAAACUCGAGCAACCCUUCACUUGCACUUUUGCUGAGCCAAGUCAAUCGAUCCGACUCUUGUUACUCCGUCGCAAAGAAAAGUUAUAUAACUCUUCAUUUGUGGCCCUUCGAUCAAACAUAAUUUGAACAUUCGCCAGCUGGUCUAGCGUUUCUCAGCAUACCCACACGCUCAAAUUUCACAACACACUCUCUACAACUUUUCAACAUGUACAUUUCCGCAGCCUUUGUUGCAGCCGCCAUGAGCUUGGCUAGCUCUGCCAAUGCCCACGUUGUCAUGCAAUCCCCCACGCCUUACUCUGGAGGAGGUCUUGUCCAGGUCAACCCUCUGGAUGGCACGACCUACCAGUUCCCUUGCCAGGGUGGCACCGACGCCGCCUACUACGAGAAUAGCAAGGCCACCGACAUGACGGCUGGUGACGCCACCGACCUUAAGUUCACUGGUAGCGCCGUCCACGGCGGUGGUUCCUGCCAGCUUUCCGUCACCUACGAGAACCCCCCGCCCAAGGACCGCAACAAGUGGAAGGUUAUCCACUCGAUGGAGGGUGGCUGCCCGGCCGAUGCCGCGGGCAACAUUGAGACCCAAGGCACGGACACCGAUGGCCGCGAAACCGGCAAGCAGUGCACUAGCAACGACGAGAAGGAAUGCUUGAAGCAGUACAAGAUCACGAUCCCCAAGGAGCUCAAGAGCGGCAAGGCGACGUUCGCCUGGACCUGGGUGAACAAGUAUGCGGGUAAGAAUGAGUUCUACAUGAACUGCGCGCCCAUCAACAUCCAGGGCGGCAGCGACAGCGACGACUAUUUCAACUCGCUGCCUAGCCUUUUCGUUGCCAACAUUCCCGGCGAGUGCCAAACUAAGCUGGGAAGCGCCAUUGCUUACCCCAACCCCGGCACCAGCGUCGAAAAGGAUGGCGACUCAGACUCCGCCGCCCUCGGUUCCUGCGCUACUGAGACCGGCGGCGCCGGCUCCCCCGUCGCUUCCGCCACCGCUGGCUCCGGCUCGCAGGAGAGCUCUGCCCCGGCUGCCUCUGCUACCUCCGCUGCCUCCCAGCCUACGUCGGCGGCGUCCAACACUGGCGGCGUCUUCGCGCCCAGUGCCGCCUCGCCCACCUACACUGCGACCUCGAUGGCCACGGUCGUCGUCUCGACGUCUGCGCCCGCCGCCACUAGCGCCUCGUCUUCGUCUUCGUCUUCCAGCGGCAGCAGCUCCGGCAGUAGUUCCGACGUCGACUGCUCAGAGGACGGCGCCCUUGUCUGCAUUGGCACCUCGCAGUUCGGCAUCUGCAACCGUGGCAAGGCCACCCCGCAGGCCGUCGCCGCCGGCACGACGUGCACCAACGGCAAGAUUGUCACCUCCAACUAGAAGCGUGAGGCCAAUCAGCCGCGCCGCGCGGCUUUCGCGGUCACCCACGACGAGUAAACAGUUGCUGCGCUCGUGGAUGCUUGGUAACGAUGGU